Leptonychotes weddellii (Weddell seal) is the source of this 394-nucleotide messenger RNA. The record is from RefSeq and is a predicted model, not a curated record. NCBI's taxonomy places the organism in Eukaryota, Metazoa, Chordata, Mammalia, Carnivora, Phocidae.
CCCCCUGAGCGUGGACCUGGAGCGCUAUUACCAGACGGAGAACGAGGACGAGAACCCCUUCAUCUGCUCCCAGCCGCGGGAGAACGGCAUGCGCUCGUGCAGGAGCGUGCCCACACUGCGCGGCGAGGGCGGCGGCGGCCCCCCCUGCGGCCUGGACUAUGAGGCCUAUAACAGCUCCAGCAACACCACCUGCGUCAACUGGAACCAGUACUACACCAACUGCUCCGCAGGGGAGCACAACCCCUUCAAGGGCGCCAUCAACUUCGACAACAUCGGCUAUGCCUGGAUUGCCAUCUUCCAGGUCAUCACGCUGGAGGGCUGGGUCGACAUCAUGUACUUUGUGAUGGAUGCUCAUUCCUUCUACAAUUUCAUCUACUUCAUCCUCCUCAUCAUC